Gloeophyllum trabeum ATCC 11539 is the source of this 1842-nucleotide messenger RNA. RefSeq lists its product as uncharacterized. The record is from RefSeq and is a predicted model, not a curated record. The coding region runs from base 1 to 1785 and encodes 594 amino acids. The transcript is spliced from 7 exons. Gene Ontology annotation, biological process: regulation of proteolysis; proteasome-mediated ubiquitin-dependent protein catabolic process. Gene Ontology annotation, molecular function: ubiquitin protein ligase binding. Lineage: Eukaryota; Fungi; Basidiomycota; Agaricomycetes; Gloeophyllales; Gloeophyllaceae. Gene Ontology annotation, cellular component: cytoplasm.
AUGCAGGAAGAAGCAAUGAGGCACUGGAACUUUACCGCGUUUGAGUGGAUUGUGCGCGACGUUCAUAAGCUAAGAGACUUCGUGGAGGGUGGCACGGCCAACGACGAAGGAUCGGAUAAUGAGGGCCAACAAGAUGACUUCGACAUAUUCAAAGAGUCUCCUAUACUUGGCGAGGGCAAGUUCAAGCUGGAAAUAGCUGACGGACGGACACCGACACUGUGUCUGUUUCUGACAUCCUUGUUGGUCGACUAUGCGCAUGACUAUGAAAUGUCUGCCUCCAUGAUGACGGCAAUCAAGUGUCAGGAUGACCGCGCUGGAGAACGGGGAGCUCGGGCGGACUGGGUAUGGGAGCACUGGGACAACGACUGGAUAUUCCGGCAGGAACGUGAAGUUUGGGAGUGUCCUUUACCGCCACUGUCGCAGUUACUGGAGUCUCCUAGGAUAGAAGAGACAGACUCGUUCGUUAUAUGCGUGCAAAUUCACAGUCCCACCGGCCCCUUCUUCCCCCAACAGUCGUCCGCAUACUACGUCCCUCGAGACCUACUCGAGGGGCUUGAAGCCUCUCUUGAUAAUGCGAAUACCGGCGAUGUGAGAUUUGUUUGUCUCGAGCGGCAAGAGCAACCGCCGCCAUCGCCGGCUUCGCCAAACACUUCGACAAGCCGGCGCUCAUCCUCGUCAUGCUCGCAUGGUCCGUUCCACUCUCACAUUACUGCCAGGAAACGCAUCAUCUUCGCGCAUUCGGAUAUCCUCACUCGUCGCUCUGAAUACUUCGCCACUAUGCUAAGUUCCGCCUUUUCCGAGAAUGCAUCCGCCGCGGGUGAACGCAAGGUCUUCACGGUCGUGGUGGAAGAAGCAGAUUUUGUCACCAUAUAUUGGCUACUGAAAUGGGUGUACGCCAACUGGUUGCUCUUCAAAGAGGCAGAUGACCCUCGGGUUGCUGUGGAUGGCGUAGGCGCGGGCUGGAGUGCUAAAUGGCUGACCAGUCGCGGUGGCAGCAGCGAGUGGGAUUGGAAGACGUUCAACAAGAAUAUCAUCAUUGACGAGGUCAAUAGGGACGACGCGAGGAGCGCUACCAGCGCAGAAAGCGCCAGGUCUAGUGGCGAGCGUCGUGGAACGAAGGGUAAGCAGCCAAUGACAACCACUGCGCCGGUUACGCCGUCCGGGUCCAAGGUGGCAGCAUCAGCCAAAACGACGCCCAGUUCUCAGCAGAGCAUGUCGCGAACCUCGUCGUCGACUUUGUCUCGGCGUACUGGUGCAGGGGCGGGACCCGCUGUAGGUUCGACUUCCGUGGCGAUCCCGAUCCCCGAUGCACCCUCUGUAUCUCAUCGUACCAAAACCGUCCCUGUUCCCGUUGCUAUUCCCUCCGCGCACUAUCCUAUAUCGCCUCUUACACACAGACAUCCUCCAUCCGUUGCUUCCACCCCUGACCCUCAUCCGCACCCUACGCGUCCACCACCACCGGCAUCGGCAUUGUCGAUGUACCAGGUCGCUCAUCGUUACGCCAUGCCUGGCCUGGCUUCGCUCGCGCUGGAACAUAUAAUGUCGACCAUCACGCCCAAGUCGAGCUUUGCCUUACUGCUGGCAACCGCUGUAUGGGACGAGCUGCACUCUUUCGUGGAGGACUACGUUGUGGAGAAGUGGGACGACGUCUCGGUUUCGGAAGAGUUUGAACAGUGCUGCCAGGAAGUUGCUGCCGGAGAGUGGGGUCCGGAAGGCGGCAAGACAAUGAUGGCUCUGUUUAGACGGCUACGUUCUCCUAGUGCCCUCGGGUUCUCGAGGCCAUGAUAAAGUCCUCGCUAUGUAUCCUGGCAUCAGUUCCCGAUCAUGAUAUUUGGUGGCAGC